AUGGGCGAUCCAACGAUAUCAAAGCUACAAUCAUUCGGUUUCAGUUUUUGGAUAUGCAACACGGCCAUUUGGUUUAUUCUUUUCCUAUCUUUUACCUAUAAAUUCCAGCCUUGGUUUCUUCAAAAAGCAGAAAGUCGCCUUGGAAAGUGGUACAGAACAGAGUGCACGGCGAAUCAAAUCAACUGCGCAUCGUUAGUUUCAUCGACAGUCCACGCGAUCCUGACAUUCUUUGCCGGACUGUACAUUGUCUGUAUCGACCCAAAUGUGACGUGGGAAACGCCCGAGUCGACGUCUAAUAUUUUAAAAUGGACGCAAAGUAUGUCGCUUGGCUAUUUUUUGGCGGACUACAUCGUCUUGAUCCACACACGUGAGCUCGGCGGCACCGUUCCUAUCUUGGCUCAUCAUACUACCGCCACGAUCGCGUAUUUGGUGUCACUUUGGUACAAUAAAAUGGGCUGGUACAGUUGCUUCCGGCUGUUGUCCGAGUUUUCUACCCCUUUUGUCAAUCUUAGAUGGAUUCUGGUUUCCAUCGGAUUGAAAAACACCCGUCGCUACAAGAUCAACGGCGUCCUCAUGACCGCUUCUUUCUUCCUCUGCCGAAUUUGCACCUUUCCGAUUUACUGGUAUUACGUCGCGCGUGUUUGGAACACGGAAUCCUUCAACAACGCUUUUAGCGAAAAAGUCACAAGCAUUCCAAAUGUGCUCUUCUUCUUUUGGAUCGUUGGACCGCUGGCCUUGGACAUUUUGAAUACUUUCUGGUUCUACAAGAUGUUCAGAGGAAUGCUCAAAGCCCUACAGAAAUCGGACUUAACGGACGAACAAGCCUCGAAAACACACGAAGAACGCCGCCGAAAACGAGACCAAGUGAAAGACUUCAUGAAGAACCGCUACGCCAGUCUAAAAUCCAUCGUUUUGCGAAGAAAAGCGAUCCCAAAACGGAACGAAUAG
Molecule: messenger RNA, 948 nt
Organism: Oikopleura dioica
Lineage: Eukaryota; Metazoa; Chordata; Appendicularia; Copelata; Oikopleuridae
Source: the annotation of a GenBank genome assembly